Molecule: messenger RNA, 906 nt
Organism: Chinchilla lanigera (long-tailed chinchilla)
Lineage: Eukaryota; Metazoa; Chordata; Mammalia; Rodentia; Chinchillidae
Product: translation initiation factor IF-2-like
Exons: 4
Coding region: 1-885 (294 amino acids)
Source: RefSeq, a predicted model, not a curated record
AUGGCUGCAGCAGAGGUGGAGGAUCUUGGUGCUCGGAAAUGCCUUUGGUCCUUAGUUCUGGUGCGGUUCCUCCUGUCAGCUAACCUGCGUCCUUCCUGCAACUGUUUUCAGCAGUUCCCUCCCAUGCUGCCGCGGACGGUGGUGGGGCAUCACGUAAGGCGGAUCUCGCCUUCCAUUCCUCCCUGCACUGGCUUCUGCAAGAGCCCCAACCAUGGUCUUCUGGCCUCUACCUACCGUGCUUUGGGUCCCCGCCUAGACUGGGGCUUCCUCUUGGUAAACUCUCCUGGGGUUGGGGGCCUCGACCCUCCGCUCCCCGCCAGGACCAGAUUUGCAGAGAUGGGAAGGGUGUCUGCGCGCGGCCCCGGUCCGGCCAAAUAUAGACACCAAGUCUUCUCUGCCGGGGACCGAUUUGGCGGCGGGGGGAGGGCGCAGACCUCUGCCCCCUCCGGAGACCCCGCCCGCUCCGAUGGCUGCGGGCGGCGGCGAGAGGGUGUACCUGGUCCUAAGCCGGGAGCGGGUUGUGCUCACGCUGCGACUCCUCUGCGGAGCCGGUCGGGAGUGCGCCGGGCGCGAAGGAACUGCCUCUGUCCGCGGCGUCUGAGCUCCGGUGCGGGCUGCGCGUUCCGGCCGCUGCCUGCGGCUCUCCAGGGCCGCGCUUCGCUGCAGACCCAGCUGCCGCUGCCAUCAACCCGGGGGGCGGGGCCUGGUCGGGGGCGGGGCCAAGGCCGAGGCGGCCCCGCCCCCUCCAGCGGCGGGAAAAGCGAGCGCCGCAGACUUCUCUCCGACGUCUGUGGGACUCAGAAGAACUCCAAAGGAUUAGGGCUGGACAUGAAGGCUGAGAGCACUCUGAAGUCCUGGCUGCCCUUCAGCUCAUCUGAUGCCUGAGGUCUGGAAACCAUCAUCACA